GACUUUCUAUCCCCCCACGGGCACAUGCAGGUUGUAAAACCUGGAACUAACGGUUCAAGAUAACGUCAGUGCCGAUUGGCGGCCGUUGAAUACGACGCAUUACUUGGCCCCUGUCACGUCUAGCGGCCGUGCCCGCAUCUAUUUUGCUGUUCUCCUCAUUUCUCGUUGCCUGCAAACCAAGAAAUGCAUGCUUCCCAUCUCACGCUUGCUACCUGGAGAGUAACGAGUAUAUAUACCACUUAUACCUUUUCCAUCGCUUCUUCUCCAGAUUUCAUGACGCAACCGCCCCGCACGUUGUGUGACGAUGCCGAAGCGAUCCACGGGCUGCUUUGAGUGCAGAAAGAGAAAAGUCCGCUGCGACGAAGCCAAGCCAGAGUGCAACGUUUGUCUCCGGCGAGGGACAAAAUGUCCAGGUUUCAGGCCGCCGCAAUCAUUCAUACUUCACAAAUUUGAUCAGCAGACUGAGAGACCGGCGCUCAUCAAAGAAGACGAAUCCCGCUACAAAUAUGCGAAUCAAAGCCCAAAGGACUCGGUCAUUUCAGGGAGUUCGCCAGCCCGUGCAGUCGCUCGCCUUCCAGGUUCAGAAGCAAGACCUGUGGACGAACCGUUACCGAAGCAGGUAAGCUCCGUUGCUGCUGAUCGCAUUCAACAUUUGGGCACUUUUAUCGCCCUCUAUCUACCAAGAGCCGAUGGCCCAGCGUUACCUCCUCCUUCAGCAUUGAUGUUGGGACUACCCACGAUGCCUGCGAAUAGCCAGGUGCUUCUAGCAGCAGUAGACGCUCUAUCUGCAGCGCAACUCGCCGUCAACAACAGGAAUAAUCCCCUGAUUAACCGCUCCCGAUCUUUAUACGGGACUGCUCUGAGCCUUAUGCUGCGGGCGAUCCAGGACCCAGUAACAGCCCUGAAAGACGAAACACUGCUAUCGACCUACCUGCUUACUUUGUAUGAGGUAUUUGUGGGAGUGACACAGGGCCAUGGCUUCUUCUACCAUGUGCAAGGACUUCUACAUCUACUAAGGCAGCGGGGGCCCUCAUCUUUCCAGAGCAGAUUGAGCUUGCAGGUCUUCCAUGCAAUACGAUACAAUUCAUUAAGCAUUGGGUACCACAUGCGCAAGGCCUCAAUGUUAGACAGCCCCGAGUGGCUGGCAGUGACAGUCAGAGCCGCGAAGGUGGACCCAUACGUAGCGUUGCAGGACAUAUGCAUAUGUAUACCACGACUGCUCGAGCGCACCGACAGACUAGCUAGAGACGGCGGUUCACAGACUGAUAUCGACGAGCUUAUAGACGAUUCGAAUAAUCUUGCUGACCGUGGAUUCGAGUGGAUCUCCAUCUUUGAGAGGUUGGGGCCACGUUAUGAUAGAGUCGACAUCGAACUGAUGGAUGGCUUUUUGGACCUCUGCGCCGACCGCGUCUUCGAUCCCGUCUUCGACUUUCACUACUUUGGUGCUGGCAUUUGCUACAUGAUCUACUGGAUGAGCAUGUUGAUCAUGCAAGGUAACACAUUCAGGCUAUUAAGACAGCAUCGGCAGCUUGAAAUGAAGCAGCUGAUGAUGUGGGAUCGCCAACUCGGGGGUUAUGCAGACAGUAUUUGUCGUAGCAUACCGUACAACUGCCGACCCAGUGCUGGAUAUACAGCGAAGUUUGGCUGUUUGACUCCUCUUGUGGUUGCGAGAAAGUACUAUGAAGCAAAGGGUGCUAAGAAAGAGUCCGAGUGGUGUGAGAACGUGUAUAUGGGGGCGAGAGUACCGGGUUUGUAUCAAUCGCCUGUCCCGCUGGAGCCUUUGAAGGAGGUCAAGAAAACUGUCAAGGAUAAUGCUCGGUUCAUAUGAUGAAUAGGUGUAGAAACUCGUACUAAAAUGCAAUCGAUAUAGGGGUCGUAAUUUGCAAGAAAUUAACGUCUACAGUAAC
This is a messenger RNA of Cucurbitaria berberidis CBS 394.84, 1907 nucleotides long. RefSeq lists its product as uncharacterized. Bases 305 to 1828 code for a protein of 507 amino acids. Lineage: Eukaryota; Fungi; Ascomycota; Dothideomycetes; Pleosporales; Cucurbitariaceae. Gene Ontology annotation, biological process: regulation of DNA-templated transcription. The record is from RefSeq and is a predicted model, not a curated record. Gene Ontology annotation, molecular function: DNA-binding transcription factor activity, RNA polymerase II-specific; zinc ion binding. The transcript has 4 exons.